AUGCCGAGGUCUGUUCUCGUCCCCGCCACGGACUUCUCCCGUGACCUUGAGGAAAGGAGCCACGAGCCUCGGGGCAGCAGGAGCCAGGGACGCUUGGAUGGCAUCCGUCCAUCCCAUCUAUCCUCCCAGCUAGGACCUACACACACGGGAAGCCGUGGAAUGGGUGAGUUACCGGGACCUGUAACAGAAAAGCUACAGAUUUCCCCCAAAUUGGAUUCGGAGCAUCCUCUAACGGCUCACACUCCCGCCACCAAGUAUUACACGGCCCUGGUCACGGGAGACCUGAGAAGCCUCGAGGUCCUGACUGACCGAUACUAUCAAGAUGUCAACCUGGUUUUUGAGAUCAGUAAAAAUGAGCUGGAGUGGCAGGUGAAAAGCCAAGCCUCUUUUGGACUCUCAGGGCUGUGGUCGCUGGAGUACAAGCGGGAGCUGACCACCCCGCUGUGCCUCGUCGCCCACCGGGGUCACGCCGCCUGCCUGCGCCAUCUCCUCCGCCGACGGGCCGACCCCGACCUGGCGCCGGGGGGACGGGGGCCCCUGCACGAAGCCUGCCUGGGGGGGCACGCCGACUGCGUCGAGCUGCUGCUGGAGCACAAGGCUGACCCCAACCUGCGGAGUGACGAGGGUCUGGCCCCACUGCACCUCUGCACCGCGCAAGACUCCUUGGGAUGCGCCAAGCUCCUGCUGAGACACGGGGCCAUCGUCAACCUGCCCAGCGAGGAUGGGGAGGAGACGGCGCUCCACGUGGCGGCCAAGCACUGCCUCUGCGACCAUGCCCGCCUCUACCUGCGGCACGGGGCACGCGUCGACGUGCGCAGUGCGCAGGAGGACACGGCGCUUGGCGUCCUCUGCGGGCGGGUGCCGGGCACCGGCGAGGGCUGCCUGCAGCUUUGCCAGCUGCUGGCUGCCCACGGCGCUGACGUUGAUGCCCGGGAUGAGAUGCGGAGGAGCCCCUUGCACAAGGCGUGCGGUGCCGCCAACGCCGGCCUGGCACGCUUCCUCCUGCAGUGUGGGGCUGAUGUCAACGCCAUCGACUACGACGGCAUCUCCCCCCUGGGCUGCGUGCUGCAGAACGCCGCUUUCAAGAGGGAGCUGCGGCCCCACCUCACCGUCCAGCUGCUGCUCAACCACGGCUCCCAGAAGAUAUGGCCCCCCGCCUUCGUCAAGGUACUGAAAUCCUGCGCAGCCGUACCGGAGAUCAUCGAAGUCCUCUUCAAUUCCUACUCUCAAAUCUCCGUCUCCGAGAAGUGGGCCGAGGCCGUGCCAGAGGACGUGUUUCAGCAGCACCAGCUAUUCUACGAGUCCUUUUUCCGGCUGGUGGGCACAGCCCGGUGCCUGCAACAUCUAUGCCGCUCUGCCAUUCGGAAAAAGUUUGGCAGCAAAUGCCAUUGCCUUAUCCCCUUGCUGCCUGUGCCCAAGCCUCUGCACAAUUACCUGCUGCUGGAACCCGAAGGAGUUGUGCUUUGAAGGGCUGAGAGGAGCCGGCCGUGGUCUGCCAUCCAGCCCUCCCUUACCUCGUCAUCCCUCGGUGUAGCGCAGCAGCAUCCAUUUCUGUCAGCCAAGCGGAGGAGAGCCGGUUUUCGUGAUAGAUGGUUGUUUUUCAGGGAUUUAUAAUGUAACUAAAAUGUGCUUUC
Messenger RNA from Harpia harpyja (harpy eagle), 1634 nucleotides. RefSeq names its product ankyrin repeat and SOCS box containing 18 (gene ASB18). The record is from RefSeq and is a predicted model, not a curated record. Gene Ontology annotation, molecular function: protein binding. Lineage: Eukaryota; Metazoa; Chordata; Aves; Accipitriformes; Accipitridae. The transcript has 6 exons. Bases 1 to 1467 code for a protein of 488 amino acids. Gene Ontology annotation, cellular component: cytoplasm; nucleus. Gene Ontology annotation, biological process: intracellular signal transduction.